Molecule: messenger RNA, 2084 nt
Organism: Perognathus longimembris pacificus (Pacific pocket mouse)
Lineage: Eukaryota; Metazoa; Chordata; Mammalia; Rodentia; Heteromyidae
Gene: Dolpp1
Product: dolichyldiphosphatase 1
Exons: 8
Coding region: 186-902 (238 amino acids)
Biological process (GO): protein N-linked glycosylation; lipid biosynthetic process
Cellular component (GO): intracellular membrane-bounded organelle; endoplasmic reticulum membrane
Molecular function (GO): dolichyldiphosphatase activity
Source: RefSeq, a predicted model, not a curated record
UCCGAGCGUUCUUCCUCUCUGAUUGGUUGUUCGCGCCAGCCCCACGGGCUGCACGCUGAAUGGCUGCGCCACUACCUGUAUCGGCCUCUAAUUGGGCGCGUGGCGCCUCCCCGGCGUGAUAGGUCAGGACCACCGCCCCCCUUGCUCCCCAUUGGCUGCUCAGAGAAGCCCGGUCUCCGGGUAAGAUGGCAGCGGACGGACAGUGCUCGCUCCCCGCUUCAUGGCGGCCGGUGACCCUCACCCACGUCGAAUAUCCUGCAGGAGAUCUCUCUGGACACCUCCUUGCCUACCUGAGCCUCAGCCCUGUUUUUGUCAUCACUGGCUUCGUGACCCUCAUCAUAUUCAAGCGGGAGCUGCACACAAUCUCAUUCCUCGGGGGCCUGGCGGUGAACGAAGGGGUCAACUGGCUGAUCAAGAACGUCAUUCAGGAGCCUCGACCCUGUGGAGCCCCCCACACAGCAGUGGGCACCAAGUACGGGAUGCCCUCCAGCCAUUCCCAGUUCAUGUGGUUCUUCUCUGUCUAUUCCUUCCUUUUCCUGUACUUAAGAAUGCACCAAACGAAUAACGCCCGGUUCCUGGACUUGCUGUGGAGGCACGUGCUCUCGCUGGGGCUCCUCACUGCGGCCUUUCUGGUCUCCUACAGCAGGGUCUACCUGCUGUACCACACCUGGAGCCAGGUGCUCUACGGGGGCAUCGCUGGAAGCCUCAUGGCCAUCGCCUGGUUUGUCUUCACCCAGGAAGUCCUCACCCCGCUGUUCCCCAGGAUAGCAGCCUGGCCUGUCUCCGAGUUCUUCCUCAUCCGGGACACGAGCCUCAUUCCCAACGUUCUCUGGUUUGAGUACACAGUAACCCGGGCAGAAGCCAGGAACCGGCAGCGCAAGCUGGGGGCCAAGCUGCAGUGACGGCGGCCCGCGUGGCCCGCGUGGCCCGCGUGGCGCCUGCAGGGCGGACAGGAUGGCGGACGGAGGGACGAACAGAGACCUCUACUGACCCAAGUCACCAAGUGGAGCCUUUUCUUUUCUCCUUAUUUUAAUUUUAAUGGACAAGGUGGACCAAAGGGCCGAGCUAGCCCCUCGGCCAGGACCCUGGGAGGGCCUGCUGCCCGGGCCGUGGGGCCCAGACCCCGCCCCGCCGCCGCCGGCCGCUCGCUGGGCGGAGCGCGCCCCGGGCCCGGGCGCCGCGCGGGGUAGCGGAGGGGGCCGCGCCUCGGGGCUCCGGCCAGGGAUUCCAGGUGGAAAGUACACACUAUUUAUUUUGGGGCUUGGGGGGAAGGGGCUGGGAGAGCGUUUCCUGCAGUGGGGUUCAGUCAGCUCGCAGCCCCGAGCCCCGAGCCGGGCCCCCAGCCUCCCCGUGGGCCGGGAGAAGCGGAGCCGCGCGCCCUCCCCGCCCCCGUCGCCAUUCCAGAGCCUCGCCAGCCAGUGUUUCCGUGUGCGGGGAUGGCCCAGCGAGCACGCGCCUGGCGGCUGCUGCCAUCGCCCCCCCUCCCCCCGACACAAGGGCUUUCUCCGCUCCCCGCUCCCGCGUCCCGCGUGACAAAAGAGCCUGCACAUGUGGGUGCGCCGCGCCCAAGCGUUUACAGCUCCUUUUGUCUGCCGGCCAUCCAGUAGCAGCCGUCUUUAUCCCUCCUCGAACAAAUCGCAAAGGAACCCGGAGUUGGGGCUCCCCCCCCCCCCCCCCCGUGUGCUGUGACCGUGUCCUCUUUCCCGGCCGCCCCACCGGCUGGAGCCCCACACCCAGCCUGGGGAAGGGCUCUUCCGAGGGGACUGUCUGUCAGUCGCUCUGUCCCACUUGUUGGAGAUGCUUCCAGACUCGUGGAAGCUUCCAGAGGUGAAGCAGGCCCCGCUCUCCCCCGGAGGUCCGCAAUCUGCUGCUGAAGCACAAUGUCGUGGUGCUUUACUUUCUCCUUUGGUAAAGGCCGUGUCCAAAGCUGUGGCAGACAGGCAGGGCCCGGCUGGCUCUGGAGGCGGGGCGCCGCCGCACCCCCCCCCUCCCUGCGGAUGGAUGAGCCAAGAGUGCGGUGGUUUGAUUUAAGGAAACUAAAUGAAAUUGUUUACUAUUGUUUUAAAAUAAAAUAUUAAACUCUG